AUGGCUCAUCGCCAGGAUGCGGCCCAGGUGAAAUUCGCCAUCGAGGUGACGACGCAGCUCCAAGCGCAUGCUUCUGCUGUCGCGGCCGACGAAAGUGUGAGGGGUUCCUUCCCCAGUCAGCUUGCUGGGUUGGCCUUCCACGUUCAACAGAAUCUGCAACAACUCUUGGAUUCACCAGAGACACGCCCAAAGCAAACUAGCCGAGGAGUAUCGCAGUAUCUGGAAAUCAUCGAGAAAUUAUAUCAGGUUCUGUCGCGAAAGGCUCUAGGAAUCACGGUGCUCAAGAGUUUCGCGACCGACCCGAGGACGACAGAACUACGAAAAAAAUUGACCAAGUCUGUCGAGAGGUUCCUUAAAACCAUUGCGACCAUCCCUACUCUCGAGCUCUCCAACGUGACAUUACCAGAACAGACAAACACGGUGCGGGACGAUUUUCAGUCACAUAUACGAUCUCUCUAUGCUGCCCUCUCGUCUCACUGCUUGUGCCAUGAAAGCAAUACAAUUACAGCCAAUCUGCGUCUAAACAAAUGUUGCACACCAGGCGAGAUUGAAAACAGCAUUAAUUUCAAAUUGUUGUUCCUAGAUCACCCACAUAGUCGCACAAGUGAUCCCCGUUGCCAAUGGCAGGAUGCCAGAAUCUGCGUCGUUCAGCGAAGGGGCGUCAAGUUUCGGGACGCCAUUUUAGCUUCCACGAGCCAAUCCAAGCAUGGACAGUUGAUAUCUUCAGAUGCAUUUUGCCAACUCAUCACGAGACGUGCCCAGUCUCAAUUGAUGCUCACUGUAUCUGAAAAGGGUCUCGUACUUGAUGGGCAUGGCCUUCCUUCACAAAGCCUUCUGCUCCGGUCGUCCAGCAUCUCUCUUGCUGAGCUGCUACAAGUGACUAGACUUGAUCCUAAAAUGAGACUUUUGCUAUCAUAUACCAUUGCCAAAGCAUUCUGGCAGUUCUAUGGCACCGACUGGAUGCAAAAAGAGUGGACAAAGGACACUGUACACUUCAUGUUCGAAAAAUUAUCGACUAUUCCAAAGGGUCUGCUGAUCAAUGAGCCCUUUCUUUCAGCACAAUUCGGAAAACCGACUUGCCCGGACAGCGAAGACGAGGCGAGAAUUCAUUCGUUCCCCAAGAUCCUCGCUCUUGGUAUCAUGUUGAUCGAGAUUGAACUUGGCAUUAGUUUGGAGGAGAGGCGUACAGCAGAUCACAACGGCAUCGACGGUCUUCCAACAGUGAAUACUAAUUUACUCACGGCUUCCGAUACUUUCAAAGAUGUGUUGAAACAGAACUCCGCAGUCUUUAAGCCCUUGGUGGAAGCAAUCGAGACCUGCCUGAAACCAGACCGAUUUAACGAAUACCAGAAUGAUGUUGCAUCACUUCGCGAGGCACUAAUGAAGCUCAUCGUUGAUCCCAUUGAACAGUUGUACAUGGUUGCAUGGGAGGAUCCAGACAAAUCAGACGUACGCCCAAUCUCCGUACCGACAUCUGACGACAAGGACGUCAGCCAACAUUGUCAUCUCCCAUCUCCCCCUCCAGAAAUACCGGUACAAAUAUCUAGCUCACAUUUUGCAACUUGGGAGAACGGUCCACAGCCCAGACCCUACUUGCAACAUUUGUCAGGAAGUCAUACGCCAUCUCAAUCGCCUCAUUCUCAAGUUCGAGGAACCAUAUCUGAGCAUACUUCUGGUCUUUCUUCUGAUGUAUGGUUUGAGCAACUAGACGAUCUGAACUCGGUACUCCGAGCAAGACGGCAGGAGACAGAUGCAUUAUGGCGCAAAUCGCGAGUCGCAAUUCUUGACACUGGCGUGCACGAGGACUUGUAUGACUCUGAUGGGAUGGUCAAGGACUACAAAGACUUUGUAGGCAAUGAUGACCAAAUGUGGAGGGAUAACGUGGGCCACGGAACGAAUGCAGUCCGUCUGACCAAGAAGGUUUAUAACAUGGCUGAAAUAUAUGUUGCUCGGGUAUUUGAGACCUCCCAGGCUUCCAAUGAUACAGAGGCUCUUAUGGCUCAGGCUAUACAUCAUGCUACAGAUGUGUGGAAUGCAGACGUUAUCGUCAUGCCUUCUGGGUUCCGGUCACAUCAUCAAGAAAUCAUGGGGGCGAUUGAAAAGGCCAACCAUUGCCGCGUCCUUGUGUUCGCAGCAGCUUCAAAUUACGGUAACAGCACGGAAAUAGCAUUCCCUGGCCGGCUUUACACUCACGGCAAAUUGUUCUGCAUGUUCUCCACGGACGCAAACGUGCGAUGCCUACAGAGUCUCAACCCAUCACCUUUGGCGACUGCACGACACAGCUUUGCGAUUCUGGGAGAGAAUAUAGUUCUCCACCCCAACGAGCCCUCGCUCUCGGGUACAUCGUUCUCGACCAUUAUCGCGGGAGCACUAGCCGCUCGUCUUUUAGACUUUUCUCGGCAACGGGGCAUUCGUGAGCAGAUACGUCACCGGGACCGCAUGGAGACGGUCGAGGGAAUGUCGGCGGUAUUUUCAGCAAUGGUCAUGGCCGUCGAUAACAGGUAUCACUGUAUGACUCCUUGGAAGAUUUUACCCAACAUAUCUGAGCCCGAGCCAACGAGGCGAAGACACAAGCGGCGAGAUUACAUUGGCGAAACAAUUUCAAGAGCACUCGAUAAUCUGUAUUGA
Pestalotiopsis fici W106-1 is the source of this 2628-nucleotide messenger RNA. RefSeq lists its product as uncharacterized. The record is from RefSeq and is a predicted model, not a curated record. The coding region runs from base 1 to 2628 and encodes 875 amino acids. Gene Ontology annotation, molecular function: serine-type endopeptidase activity. The transcript has 6 exons. NCBI's taxonomy places the organism in Eukaryota, Fungi, Ascomycota, Sordariomycetes, Amphisphaeriales, Sporocadaceae. Gene Ontology annotation, biological process: proteolysis.